AUCGAACGUAUGCGUAAAUAGUAGAGAUUCCAACAAACCUCGCUGUGCGUAAAAGUGAUGACAUUGGUGCUCGAAUUUUAAUUGAUCGAACCCGUUUGUGGAGCCCCGGAGUUAAAUAUAGCGGGUGUUGGCUUAGUGUAGCGUGCUGUCACUAUUACAACCACCAUCAUCACAGCUGAAAACCAUUCAACAGGUGCGGAUCUUCCCGGAGCUGCUGGUAUACGGACUAAAGUGAACGCUAAAUUUUCGGCAGAAUUAAUUUAUGCAGUCAGUUGCCAGUGGAUCAGUGUGUGCUGCAGACGAGCUUGUCUGUGAACGGAACGGCCAACGAACACGCCGAAGCACGGUUUGGUUCAGUUAUUUUACGCAGAGAGUGGUCAAAUGUGAACAUAUUUCUACGAUUAUGUCAGGAUUACAGCGACACGGUUGAAAAGUGGUUGUAAAGGUUCGAAUUUAAAACACCGGAAAAUAAACCCGUACGUAGCAAGUCGAAUAGAAGUUAUCUCAAAGGUCGGUGUACAGCGAAGUGAUUCACUACUGAAUCAUCUGCAGGAUCAAAGGCUAUCGUCGUAAAAACAACAACAUUUGGUUGUGAGCUGAUCGACUCCCCAUACGCGUGAUAUUCGAUUUUCCACUUUCCACGUCGAAGCGGAAACUUAUAAGCAGUUUAUGUUGAGCUGGAACACUUCGCCACUAGUCGUGGUUAGUGUAGAAGAAAAAGAAGCAACAGAAAAAUUAUCCGCGGCCCGAAGCUAUUAGAUUAUUUUAUUUCCUCGGAGACCAUCUCGUUACUCGAACCCACCGUCGCCAGCCCAGAACAUCGCCUGGUGUCAACGAUUCGCCUCAUCAUCGCCGUCACCAUCGACAUCACACCACGGACGUUUGGAGAAAUUAGAAGAAAUGGAUCAACGCUGUCCAAACAUUUGCUGAGCCACUCCCCGGUGGAGUGAUAACCCGUAGUACCGCUACCUGUGAUGCUUUGAGGUGGCGUCCACCGCAACCUGCCAAUUUGUGUGUUCACAGUUCCAUACCCGCCCAUUGAAGUGAAACGAAGGGUGUGUAUUUUUCCCACGCGCUGUUCUGUGAUUUGUGAUUGAAAAGGACACACACACGCUAUUGUGUGUGAAUUUUAGUGGAAAGUAAAAGCGAAACCACUGCACUGCGCUGUCAUCAUCGCCGGAGUCAACUUGUAAUCGGCUGUGUAAACUAAUACAAGAUGGGAGCGCCACCUGUCAAGAAGCCAUUAGUUAACCGAAACCUCAUAUCGCUCAAGGUUGUUCUGUUCUUGUUCUAUGCCGGUCUAGGAUGUCUUCAUCCGUAUCUCCAAAAACACAUGACCCUAACCGGGCUCAACUACAAAGAGUCACAGAUCAUUUCUAUAGUGGCUCCGCUGAUUGCCAUACUAGGUCCACUGAUAUUUGCACCACUGGCAGAUCGACUAGCCGGAACCAACGGUCCAUCGUACGGCAAACGCUUACGCUUGAUGGCUUCCUUCUGUAUGAUCUUCUCCGCUAUCCUGUACGCGAUCCUGUUCUUCGCUGUUCCUCCAGUUGAACGUCACGAAUCCAGCCGCUCACAGGUUAGCUUCGCAUGUGAUCUGGAUGGAGCCAUUAUCUUCCAGCAGCGCUGCUCUGAAGAACGAACCUGCUAUCAAUGGAAGCGUGAGAAGAUUGGUCACCUAACGCUCACAAACUGCUCAUACACCUGCCAGAAACCGGUCGAAUUCGAGAACCUAAACCAUCCGUACACCAAAGGUGUAACGAUUGCACCCUCGACGGAAAGCUCCAUCGAGGACGACGAAUACGAUCUGAUAGAUGACGAUACGGACAUUGCGCCGGCCAAUCUGGAAAUACCCCGACCAGAGGUGGACAACACUCCCAUUCCGGUGCCACAUAUCUGCGAGCGACAUGGCGGACCGGAAAACGAAAUCUGCCAUGCCUAUACGAAAGCCACCGAAUCACUGAAAUUCGAGACUGUAUUAAGGAGUGCGGUUAACGAAGAAAACGAAACGCACAGUGCCGAAUGGUGCCGCUACCCGUUAGACGGUUUCUCGUGUAAUAUUCCGGAGAAGCAGGUCAUCUGGAUGAAAUUGCUAAUCAAUUCGUCCAAUUGUACCCCGAAGAUCGAGUGCGAAGUUCAUAACCCGUACGACAAUGAGGAAAGUGUGCUGGCUGAGAGUGUUUGCAUGAAAAUCGUUGGAGACCCGGAAACCACCUUUUGGUCGUAUUUACUACUUCGCUCCUUUGCGGAUGCUUUUCCGUUGGCAGUUAUUGUCCUGCUGAAUGCUGCAACGAUUAUUGCCACUAGAGAGACCUCAACUGGACGGGGUGACUUUGGCCGGCAGAUUGUCUGGGGUGCCAUCGGAUGGGCCCUCUUCUAUUUUGUUCUUUCUUGGGUAUUUGAAACCUACUACGUUUACAUUGCAUUGGUGGCUUUGGCCGCUAUUGUUUUACUAUGCUCUUCCGGAAUGCCUCUUUCUCCUCCGGAAAUGUGGUGGCACACAAAAUGCGGAAUGGUAGCCGUUCCUAUGUCUGCAAUCCGACGCUACGUCCCGGAAGCUGCUGGAUUGUGCUUUGUUACACUAAUCUUGGGAACGUUUUGGAGUGUCUUAGAUAACUAUGAGGGAGUCUUCGUGAAAAACUUUGAUGUUCUCCCAUACUCUGAAGAAUACUACGGAACGACGUGGAGUGUGUUUGUUAUUUUGGGUGCUAUCCUGGUCAUUCCUAUUUUGUGGUACGCCGAGCACAUCGUGGAUUACUGUGGCCAUUCAAACAUCUUAAUCGCCGCUAUUACGACCUUUAUCUUCCGAUUUUCUUUACUUGCUUGUCUAGAUGUCACUUGGUGGCGUGUGGUUAUAGACUUUCUAUAUGCAGUUACCCUUGGAUUGACCUGGCUCACGAUCGUGUUUUAUAUGCGUCACAUAAUUCCUCGACGUAUUAUUACCACGGGCCAAGCUCUUCCCGUUAUUUUCCAUUUUUGUCUAGGUCGAUUCAUUGGUGCACUGAUUGGAACAUGGAUAAAGUUAGACUGUCUGAUCGUUACUUUCCAAGCUUUAGCCAUCACUGCCUGUGUCGUAGCAGUAGUUUACUUCCUAUUGUACCACCUAGUCCUGGCUCCUCGCUGUGCCGCCCGACUCAAUACUGUGCCAUCCUCGUCUGCACUGAACAUUACUGCUCCGGAAGCCAAUGGCCGUCAAACAGCACCUCAGACACAACCAUUGCAAUCUUCCAACGGAAAUUAUCAACCCCUCCGAAUUUAUCACAACUACCGCGGCAGGAAAGGUCACUUUAGAUACUAAACGCCAGCUAAGACACCGUUGAGCGAUAUAAUAUUUUUCAAUUAGAACGCGAAAAAGCGAUUAUUCGUGUAAAAAUAUAGUAGCUCCCAAAAUUGGUACCAAAAUAUACUCGAACUAUCAGUGAAGCAGUUCGAAAUGUAGAUUAUUUAUUUUAGAUUUUUUAUGUCUUUUUUAGAGCGAGCUAAUUCAGACAAAGUGUAGCUUUUAGGUUCGUUGAAUAUUGAUUGUAUUAUUUUCUAUUGAUGAUUUAUCAGUGUCAAAAAUAUUUUUAAGUUACAGUGCAGAAUGCUUUUAGGAAAGAAACUAAACUCUCCAUUAAACUGGUAUUGUGCAGUGAAUAUCUAUAGAGUUACUGAGUAUUUUACGCUUAAAUUCUACCUACUAAUAAAAAAGGUAAGCUUCCUAUGAAGACUUACGGUUGUUGAAUGACUGUCAAUAAAACUCAAAACAAAAAAUAUCAGAAGUCGUACAGGAUAAAGCGCUAAAAGCAAAUAUCUGUAUCGAAUCAAUACGAUUGAAGAGCCUGUUUCAAUUAAACCGUUUGAACUAUAUACUUAAAGCAUAAGUGUACCUUAGCAUAAGGCACGGAAAGCAAGCUUUAAAGCUGACUACUACCAAUAAAAUCGCCGGAAAUAUUCACUUAUACUAUUCGCAAUACUAGUGAAAUGCUUUAACCGACAGCACAAAUUAUAGGAAUCAGUUUAGUUUUUACUCCAUACAUCAUAGUACCGGUCUCUCAUAAUGGUCACUAUGUGCAUGAAAACCACCCAAGCCUUGACAAAUGUCUUUCAACCUCAAAAUCAUUUGCCGCAGCAAACAAACGUACACCUGCAAUUUUAAUAUCGAUGCACACACAAAUAUUUUUGAACUAGCCUCAAUAAUCGAUCAAAACAAUCAAUACUCUUAAAAAUAGCUACCGGUAUACGACGGAUUACUGUACGGUACGAUAAAUGCAUUCACAGAAAUUUUUUCGAAUAUUUCUAACAACAUGUAAAUUCGCAUUGCUUUCCUCACUACAAAGUGCAAACAAACGUUAAUAUUUAUAGGUAUGCAAUCGAAAUCAAAUUAUAAGCUGAAGCU
Sabethes cyaneus is the source of this 4378-nucleotide messenger RNA. RefSeq lists its product as uncharacterized. Lineage: Eukaryota; Metazoa; Arthropoda; Insecta; Diptera; Culicidae. The coding region runs from base 1217 to 3298 and encodes 693 amino acids. Gene Ontology annotation, cellular component: membrane. The record is from RefSeq and is a predicted model, not a curated record. The transcript has 7 exons.